AUGGUGAGCAGUGUGUUGUGCCGCUGCGUGGCUUCCCCGCCGCCAGACCCCACCGCCUCCGCCUCGUCGUCCGCCUCAUCGCCGGCGUCCGUGGACCCGUGCGGCGGCGCCGUCUGCGGGGGCCCGGACCACAGGCUGCGCCUCUGGAGCCUCUUCCAGACUCUCGACGUCAACCGCGACGGCGGGCUGUGUGUCAACGACCUGGCCGUGGGACUUCGGCGCCUGGGACUACACCGCACCGAGGGCGAGCUUCGGAAAAUCGUACAAGCUGGCGACAAAGACCUCGAUGGGCAGCUAGACUUCGAAGAGUUCGUCCAUUAUCUCCAAGAUCACGAGAAGAAACUGAGGCUGGUGUUCAAGAGUUUGGACAAAAAGAAUGAUGGGCGGAUCGACGCCCAGGAGAUCAUGCAGUCCCUGCGGGACCUGGGAGUCAAGAUAUCUGAGCAGCAGGCAGAGAAAAUCCUCAAGAGCAUGGACAAAAACGGCACGAUGACCAUCGACUGGCAUGAGUGGCGAGACUAUCACCUCCUGCACCCCGUGGAGAACAUCCCUGAGAUCAUCCUCUACUGGAAGCACUCCACGAUCUUUGAUGUGGGUGAGAAUCUGACAGUCCCCGAUGAGUUCACGGUGGAGGAGAGGCAGACAGGGAUGUGGUGGAGGCACCUGGUGGCCGGCGGCGGGGCAGGAGCUGUUUCGAGAACCUGCACAGCCCCCCUGGACAGACUCAAGGUGCUCAUGCAGGUCCACGCCUCCCGCAGCAACAACAUGUGCAUCGUGGGUGGGUUCACCCAGAUGAUUCGAGAAGGAGGAGCCAGAUCACUAUGGAGGGGCAACGGCAUCAACGUCCUCAAAAUCGCCCCCGAGUCGGCCAUCAAAUUUAUGGCCUAUGAGCAGAUCAAACGCCUCAUUGGGAGUGACCAGGAGACGCUGAGGAUUCACGAGAGGCUUGUGGCAGGGUCCUUGGCAGGGGCCAUCGCCCAGAGCAGCAUCUACCCCAUGGAGGUCCUGAAGACCCGGAUGGCCCUGCGCAAGACAGGCCAGUACUCGGGCAUGCUGGACUGUGCCAGGAAGAUCCUGGCCCGAGAGGGCAUGGCUGCCUUCUACAAAGGCUACGUCCCCAACAUGCUGGGCAUCAUCCCCUACGCUGGCAUAGACCUGGCUGUCUAUGAGACGCUCAAGAAUGCCUGGCUGCAGCGCUAUGCAGUGAACAGUGCAGACCCUGGAGUGUUUGUGCUCCUGGCCUGUGGCACCAUGUCCAGCACCUGUGGCCAGCUGGCCAGCUACCCACUGGCCCUGGUCAGGACCCGGAUGCAGGCCCAAGCCUCCAUGGAGGGCGCUCCCGAGGUGACCAUGAGCAGCCUCUUCAAACAGAUUCUGCGGACCGAGGGGGCCUUUGGCCUGUACCGGGGGCUGGCCCCCAACUUCAUGAAGGUGAUCCCAGCCGUGAGCAUCAGCUAUGUGGUAUACGAGAACCUGAAGAUCACCCUGGGCGUGCAGUCGCGGUGA
Molecule: messenger RNA, 1506 nt
Organism: Rangifer tarandus platyrhynchus (Svalbard reindeer)
Lineage: Eukaryota; Metazoa; Chordata; Mammalia; Artiodactyla; Cervidae
Source: the annotation of a GenBank genome assembly